CUUUUUCCUUUCGCCCGCACUAUUCCCCUGGAUUUUACAUUCGUUUCCUGACGCGUUUUUACAAGAGAUAGAAAUUCAUGCGCAACGGACCAAAAGAAAGAGUCAUGACAUAUCGUUAGUGCGGAUACCUAAUAAUAGACUGGGCUUAACCCGGCAGCAAGAGAGGUCGGACCCUGUUUUCCGACAUCAUGUCAAAUAAGGCUGCUCGGGCGGUUUUUUCCUUGUUCCUUGUAUUAUCUGUUGUUUCUGCUUUUUCAUCCUGUCCCUACCGCAUUGGCCUUCGCCAGCAAAGAAACCAAGGGGAGCCAGUUGACUGUUUUUCUUUGUCAAGGAAUUUCCUCUUUCAUAAUUUCCUGUCUUAUGUGAUUUAUGCUUUGUGGAGACGUCUCUUUCCUCCGGAUGGGAUGCAUUCAGCAUGUUAUGAGAGAGAAGAGAAGGGUGUUUAUCGUUCCUCGAUUGCUCGAGUUAGACUAUGAUUCUUCGAAGACUUAAAUUGAUUGAUGUUGUGAUUGCGUGAUCAAA
Aspergillus saccharolyticus JOP 1030-1 is the source of this 522-nucleotide messenger RNA. RefSeq lists its product as uncharacterized. NCBI's taxonomy places the organism in Eukaryota, Fungi, Ascomycota, Eurotiomycetes, Eurotiales, Aspergillaceae. The transcript has a single exon. Bases 189 to 476 code for a protein of 95 amino acids. The record is from RefSeq and is a predicted model, not a curated record.